GCAUGUCGGCACAGGGCGACAGACAUAUCAACGACGCUAAUCUGAUGCGGGCCCGAAACUGAUGACAGGAAGACGCCUAGCUCUGGUGCCUUUAGCUAAAAGCGUCUUUUUUUCGGGAGAUUUGAACUCUUGUAAACUAUCCAUUUGAGCCUUUAUAGCCACCGUCAACAUGACAGUUCGAGGAGGUCCAACCUUGUAAAACCGACGUGACCAUCUUGGCCACCUCUUAGCUUAACUUUCGAAGCUGAUCUUAGCCACGCGUUUCCGUCCAUUGAAGUCCCUGGGUCGAAAUGAAGUUGGGUUUCGACUCGAGGAGUGAUUCCUCUGAUAAAAGGACACACAAGUCAAAAGGAAAAGCGCUUUUCAAAGCAGCACGGCCGCAAAAAUAAACACCCAUGCUAACCAUGCUAACGGCUGCACUUCCUCGGGGCCUAGAGGCGGUUCGGUUCUACUGCUGCAAUGUUUACUUUUGAGCUCAAAGUCAACACCAGCGUCAUGCCGCAGUUCACCGAAGGACCCGUCAACGCUGAUUUCACCGGAGUCCUUCAGACGCCCUUCACAUUCGGCCUGAAUCAGCGAGCCCCGUACACGGCCGGCGACCGCUGCCUCUUGUGCCGCUGCGAGCGCAGCAAAGACGGGCCGUGGCCCUCGGAGGCGGGACUCCCCGACCAUCGGAACGGCGCGCCCGAGUCCGGCCAGCCGCCCGCCGCCCUCCCGCUGCCAAUGUGGGUGUGCUCGGACUGCCGGCGCACCGUGGAGAAGGAGGACCGGCACACUGCGCUGGAGCAGCUGGGGAGUCAGGACUUUCUUUUGCACAUGCCCGUGGGUAACGGCACCCUGGGCCCAGACGCGGCGGCGGCGGCAGCGGCGGACAGACUGAGCGUGCCCACGCCGCCCAUGCUCCCCGCCCCCGACCUCGCCCCGCCCGUACCCGGCGACACCGCGUGCGGCUGCGAGGCCUGCAACGAGAGGCGAGAGCUCUCGGCAGAGUCGGAACGGGAGUCGCAGCAACUGCAGAAGCACUGGUCGGAGGUGCGCUACCUGGUGCGCUGCAUCUACCGGCAGGCCGGGACGCCGCUGGCGGACGACCGUGACCAUCCGCUGGAGCGAGACAAGGACAGCAUGAAGGCGCUGGUGGACAGCCAAUGCAUGACAUCAUCAACCUCCGUCCUCAGACUCUGCGAGAAGGACCCCUACCAGCUAUACCAGCGUCUGGAGCAGCAGGCACGCGAGUACGUGCUGGAGAUGAAGGUGCGGCUCCUCAAGCACCUCUCGGCCGGCUCCAAGACGCCCCCGGGUCCCGCCGGGGCGGGAGCCGCGGCGGGUCCCCCGCAGGCCCACCAGUUUGUGUCCCUGCUGCUGGAGGAGUACAGCGCCCUCUGCCAGGCGGCGCGCACCAUCAGCGGCUUCCUGCUCACUCUGGAGAAUGAGCACCUCCAGAAAUUCCGUGUGACGUGGGAGCUGCACAACAAGCACCUUUUUGAGAACCUGGUCUUCUCGGAGCCCAUCUUGCACAGCAGCUUGCCCGCACUUGUUGCACAGCUCAAACACGGCACGGCCUCGCACGACUCGUACAGCGUGGACAUGUACAGGACCUUGCUGGAGAGCUACCAGCGGCUGGAGCAGGACAUGGCGAGCGUGGCCGGCCAGUGGCAGGAGUGCGAGGAGCGGAUCGACGACUACGUCGAGGAACAGUUAUUGUUCAAAGUGGAGGGCCAGAGUUUUACCAACCAAAGAAGCGAGCCGCACAAGUCGCCGGUUGGCAAAAACACUCUAAAGACGAAGCAGCGACUGCUCAAAGAAGACUGGGAGUUCUUCAAGCAGCGGCGAUACGUGGAAGAGCAGUUGCCCAACAAUAAGAAGCUGCCGUGCGGGGACAACUUCACAGACACCAUGAGAAUGCUCUCGUCGCGUCUCAGCAUUCCGGACUGUCCCAAUUGCAAUUAUCGGAGAAGGUGCACGUGCGACGACUGCAGCCUCUCGCACAUCCUGACGUGCGGCAUCAUGGACUCGCCCAUCUCGGAGGACCUCCCCAUCAAGCUGCAGGGCGACAGCGCCCCGCAGGACUACCUGACCCAGGUGCACCCGCCCAGCCUCUCCUCGGGCAGCUCGCCGUCGGGCUCCAACUCCAGCUCCCCCAUCACCGUCCAGCGGCAUCCCCGACUCGUCCUGCCCGCCGGGGACGGCAACACUUUUGUCAGCGACGACGACGAAGUGCCUCCAAUGUCCGCCAAGUACGGGGACAUGUACCCGGUCAGCGGCUACCAUGACAACGGCGUGGCGACGCUCAACGGACACUGCGGCGACGUGAACGGCGGCGUCAGCGCGGCGCAAAAUGCGGCGUCACCACGCAUCAGCAGCAGCUGUAGCUCGACGGACGGCGAGGAAGAGGAGGUGAGCCGGCAGCAGGAGACCAACAGUCCUCCUCCGUCGUACAACCACCAGCAGCAGCAGGUACAAGUGGAGCAGGUCCAGCACGCGUGCGAGUGCCACGUGUGUAACCAAGACCCCAGUGCCUCUGGCAACAUCCUGGGCCCGGCCGGAUGCCUCCCCCCCGGGCAACUCCACUCGGCGCCUCCCCCCGCCGCCUUGGGCAACCAGUUCUUCACCACGGACAACGGCAAGAUGGCGGCGACCAACCCCGCCCGUCCCUCCCUCCACCUCUACCCGCACAUUCACGGACACCUGCCAUUGCACAACUUCUCCCGACCGCUGCUGCACCCCACUCUUUACCCGCCCAGUCCUCCCCUCACGCACAACAAGCCUUUGCCACCCAACCUCACGACCAACCACUCGGCUGCCAAGCAGCCGGCCUUCGGCCCCGGGCCGCCCGAGCAUGUGUACCAGAACAGCUUUGGCGUCGGGGGCAACGGAGGAGACGGCGGCGAUUGCGGCGACGGCGGCGGCGGCGGAGGCAACGCGGGCGACUGGAACAGCUCGCUGCCGUGCCUCUCGCUCAACUUUGAAAGCCUGUGGGACGCUGCCGUGAUGAAGAGCUUGGAUCAAUCAAUCAGUCAAGUGCUGCUGCCAGAGAUGCUUCAAGGGGAAAUUCUGGACCCUCCCCUGGCCGACGUCCCUCUCCCGCCAACGCCGGCGGUCCCCCAAGCGGACCACCAUCACCACCACCACCCCUUGCUACCCGCCACCUCCGUCCCCCACCCGUCGUCGUCGUCGUCCUCGUCCCUGUCCUCGUGCUCGUCGUCCGAGGCCCGCAAUCAGAAAAAGAGCGGCGCCAAGAAGAAGUGUCUGUACAACUUCCAAGAUGCCUUCAUGGAGACCAACCGGGUGGCGAUGGCGACGUCGGCGUCCAUGGCGUCCGUGUCGUGCACCGCCACCACUGUCCAGUCAAGUAAUAACCUACCUAUCCACCUAGCAUCUAAAACCUCCUUAGAUGACGUAUUUCACAGUUUAGGUAAAGAGGACCACAGGCAAGUCUCCCCGGCCGCCCCCCGAAGCAACCCCGGCACGCUCCCGUCGCUUUCUGCUCCUUCCCUUCCGCCGGCCCCCGCCCCGCACCUCCCCGCCAUGGUGCCGCAGUCCUUCCCCAAAAUGGCCGCCCCCGCGCCGGACCUGGGGGAGAUCCACCCCGGGCUGUGCCUGCCGCCGGCCGAGCCGGCCGUCUCCUCGUCGGACGGUCCGCUCAGCGCCCCGCCCAGCGUCUGCAGCGAUCCCGAAUGCGAGGGUCACCGCUGCGAGGGGAACAGGGCGUACGAGCACCCGCCCUACGACGGCGAGGAGAGCCAGGAUGAGGACAGCUGUUCGGAGCACAGCUCCUCCACGUCCACCUCCACCAACCAGAAGGAAGGAAAGUACUGUGACUGCUGCUACUGCGAGUUCUUCGGGCACGGCGGGCCUCCGGCGGCGCCGACCAGCCGCAACUACGCGGAAAUGCGCGAGAAGCUGCGCCUCCGCCUUACCAAACGCAAGGAGGAGCAGCCCAAACGCGAGGAGCAUCAGCCGGCGCCCGAGCGCGACGGCACGGGCGGCGGCGGCGGCGUGGAGGACCACCGGCGGGUGGAGGACUUGCUGCAGUUCAUCAACAGCGCCGACAGCAAGCCGGCGUCCAGCUCCAAAGCGGCCAAGCGGGCUCGCCACAAACAGAAGAAGAUGGAGGAGAAGGCCCGGCAGGAGGCCGAGGCGCAGCAGGAGGAGCAGCGCAGGCGGCAGGAAGAGGAAGAGGCGGCGCUCCAACGCGAGCUCCUCCGGCUGCAGGAGCACUGCACGGCCAAAAAGAAGAAGAAGGACAAAGCCAAGGAGAACACGGCGCCCGCGCCAAACAACGGCAACAACCCGCAGCCUCUCAAGCAGACAGCCCAGAACGUGCUGGACCACCUGCGUAACGGCAAGUCGCACCUGCUCCAGAGCUUCAUCUGCCCCAAGGACCUCCGGCCGGAACCCCGAGCCAACGACCAGCACGGCGAGCGGGGCUUCUCGCACCUCCACAACGCCGACGGCAAGGUGAAAGCCAAGCCGGCGGCCAAGCUCGCGGCUUGCGAGCACGCUCCCGUCAAGAAGGAGCCGGAAGCCAACGGCGCCGUCAACCCCGCAGAGACCAAAGCCACGCGCAGCGGGCCCGUCGAGGCGCCCGCAACUCCCUCCUCGGAAGCCAGGAGCAGCAACCGGAGCGCCAGUGGGAAGAGGCAGCUGAAGGAAGAGCACCGGCGCAGCCCGCUGGCGUCCAACCCCUCGCCGCCGCCGCAUCCUCAUCAUCCUCCCCCCUCCCAGUCGGAACACACGGAGCAGAACGGUAAACCCCCCGGCGCAGAGUCCCCCCAACCCAAAGGCAAAGCCAAGAAGAACAAAAAGAAGAAGGGGGACAAGAUGAACACCUCCAUAGAUGACGUGUUCCUGCCCAAAGACAUCGAUCUGGACAGCACCGAGAUGGACGAGACGGAGCGAGAGGUGGAGUAUUUCAAAAGGUUCUGUUUGGACUCGGCCCGGCAGACGCGUCAGCGGCUGUCCAUCAACUGGUCCAACUUUAGCUUGAAAAAGGCCACCUUCGCAGCACACUAAGUUCAGCCCAUCCCUCCGAAACAAGCCCACCACGCGUCUCCCCUUUAUACGUUCACUCGCCACCCAUCGACCUUUCACCCCCCCCGACUGUUUCUCUCCUGACGCUGCCUUGCUUUUUUCCUUCCUUGGUUCCUCCCACGCCCGAACGGACCUGCUGAACUGGGAAGGGAAGCAAAAUCCGGAAUUAGCGCCCCCCGCGUGCUUGUUUUGCUUUUCGGCGGCCAUUUUCUCUGACUGAACAAGCCAUGGUCUGAUAUGAUUACGAGAAAGUGGAGGAAAGAGAAUUAUUAUUGUUAAUUAAAAAGCUGUAUUUGA
Messenger RNA from Syngnathus typhle (broad-nosed pipefish), 5328 nucleotides. It is a transcript of the gene fam193a, whose product is annotated as family with sequence similarity 193 member A. The record is from RefSeq and is a predicted model, not a curated record. NCBI's taxonomy places the organism in Eukaryota, Metazoa, Chordata, Actinopteri, Syngnathiformes, Syngnathidae. Bases 460 to 5013 code for a protein of 1517 amino acids. The transcript is spliced from 22 exons.